Lodderomyces jiufengensis is the source of this 1020-nucleotide messenger RNA. It is a transcript of the gene RPC40, whose product is annotated as DNA-directed RNA polymerase core subunit. Gene Ontology annotation, molecular function: protein dimerization activity. Gene Ontology annotation, biological process: DNA-templated transcription. The transcript has a single exon. Bases 1 to 1020 code for a protein of 339 amino acids. The record is from RefSeq and is a predicted model, not a curated record. Lineage: Eukaryota; Fungi; Ascomycota; Pichiomycetes; Serinales; Debaryomycetaceae. Gene Ontology annotation, cellular component: RNA polymerase I complex; RNA polymerase III complex.
AUGUCAGAUAAUAAUAUAGUGGGGAUAGAAUAUAAUAGAGUUACAAACACAACAUCAACAGAUUAUCCAGGUCAUCAACAAGAUUCAAACGGUAAAGAUUAUUCAUGGAACACAGAUAAUUUUGCUAAAAAUUUUGAAAUAAUAGUAACAAAUUUAAAUGAAAGAGAAGCAACAUUUGAUUUAAUUAAUAUAGAUACUUCAAUAUCAAAUGCAUUUCGUAGAAUAAUGAUUGCAGAAGUUCCAAGUGUUGCAGCAGAAAUUAUAUAUUCUUUUAUGAACACAUCAGUAAUACAAGAUGAAGUGUUAGCACAUCGUAUUGGUCUUAUCCCUUUAAAAAUAGAUCCAGAUAUGUUAACUUGGGUAGAUAAAUCAUUAGAUGAAAAUGAUCGUUACACAGAAGAUAAUACUAUAGUAUUAUCUUUAGAUAUAACAUGUACAAGAAACCCUCAUCCACCUAAGAAUUCAACUAAUCCAAAUGAUUUAUAUAAAAACAGUAACGUAUAUGCAAAAGAUUUAAAAUUUGAACCUCAAGGUUCUCAAUUGGAAAAAUUUAAAGAUAAACCAGUUGAAUCAACUGAUCCAAAUAUUUUAAUUGCAAAAUUAAGACCAGGUCAAGAAAUUUCAUUAAGAGCUCAUUGUAUUUUAGGGGUAGGAUCAGAUCAUGCGAAAUUUUCACCAGUUGCAACUGCUUCUUAUAGAUUAUUACCAGUUAUAGAUAUUUUAGAACCUAUAACUGGUGAAUUAGCUAAAAAAUUUCAAAAAUGUUUUCCUUCUGGAGUUAUAGGUAUAAAUAAUCAAGGUGAAGCUUUUGUAAAAGAUGCAAGAAAAGAUACUGUAUCAAGAGAAGUAUUAAGACAUUCUGAAUUUCAAAAUAAAGUUAAAUUAGGUAGGAAAAGAGAUCAUUUUAUUUUUAAUGUUGAAUCUACUGGUGCUAUGUCACCUGAAGAAAUAUUUUUUAAAUCUGUUAGAAUUUUAAAAACUAAAGCUGAAUAUUUAAGAAAUUGUCCAAUAGGUCAAUAG